Molecule: messenger RNA, 783 nt
Organism: Penicillium odoratum
Lineage: Eukaryota; Fungi; Ascomycota; Eurotiomycetes; Eurotiales; Aspergillaceae
Product: Secreted thaumatin-like protein calA
Exons: 1
Coding region: 1-783 (260 amino acids)
Source: RefSeq, a predicted model, not a curated record
AUGCGUGUCAUCGCUGCUCUCGGCCUUGCUGCCCUGACCGGUAUGGUCUCGGCUCAGCCCCACGGCCACGGUCACCACCACAACAAGCGUGCCGUCGCCGUCGAAAUCGUCACCGAGAUUGAAUGGGUCACCGUCCACCCCGAAGCCGCUGUCGCUGAGGCUACCUCCACUGAGGCUGCCGUCGUCGCUACCUCGACCAGCGAGGCCGUCGUUCAGGUCGCCGUCCAGGUCCCCACCUCCACCAGCUCGGUCGCUACUGUCGUCCCCACCUCCACCGUGACCCCCACCUGGACCACCUCGUCCUCUGUUGUCGCCAGCUCCACCUCCGACGUGAUCGAGACCGCCACUGCUACCGGCGGCUCCGGUGUCAAGAUCGUCAACAACCUUGACCAGACCGUCUACCUCUGGACCACCUCCAAUGUCAGCGAGGACAUGAUCACCAUCGAGGAGGGCGACCACUACUACGAGAACUGGCAGACCAACUCCGACGGUGGUGGUAUCUCCAUCAAGAUGUCUACUUCCACCGAUGAGUCUUCCGUCCUUCAGUUCGAGUACACCAAGGAGGACGAGACUAUCUGGUGGGAUAUGUCUUCCAUCAACCUCGACAAGACUUCGCUUUUCGUUACUUCUGGUUUCUCCGUUACCUCCAACGACGCCUCUUGCUCCACUGUUACUUGUGAUGCUGGUGACAGCGAUUGCUCGGAGUCUUACCAGCAGCCCGAUGACGUUGACACCCGCAGCUGUGUUUCCACUGCUGCUUUCAUCCUCGACCUUGGACUUUGA